CUUCGUGGUUGUCUGCAGCUGCAAACUGGAAGCAGUUGAACUCCAUUUGGAUGGCACAUCUGCACUCAGCAGGGAUUAUUAUGAACUUUUUGAGGAAAAACUGGCUCUUGCCGGUCUGAAAGGGUAGGAUGAUAGAUUUAAAGCAUAUCUUAAACCCGAGCAGACAUGUGUUGAUGCAUCCAGCCUUCUAAAAAUGAGAAGCUGUUAGAAAGGUACUCCUCCAGUCACGGUGCUCCCCCGCUGGUGUCUUUGCUGUCAUGGAGGUGGGCAGCCUCCCCGUGGAGCUGUGGAGGGUUAUUUUAGCCUACCUCCCCCUCCCUGACCUGGGCCGCUGCUGCCAGGUGUGCCGUGCCUGGCGGGAACUCGUCAUCUCUCUUGAUAACACCCGCUGGAGGCAACUGUGUCUGGGAUGCCCUGAGUGCCGACAUCCCAACUGGCCUAGUCAGCCCCACCUGGAGCCCCCUUCCUGGAGAGAGGCCCUGAAACAGCACGCGCUGGCCACCAGGACCUGGACCCAAAACGGGCCAGAGCUCCAGUCCUCUGCUUGUCUCCUUUUUUUCCGUCGUCGCAAAGAUCGCAGGGUUUGGCACGUGGGGCCUGGAUGUGAGUUUGAGACUCUGCGUGGGGCUCUAGGGGUGGUGGGGCCAUAUGACCGUGUGGUUCUUCACCCAGGAGUUUAUGAGGAGCAGGCUGAAAUUGUGCUGAAGGUGCCCGUGGAGCUGGUCGGGCUGGGGCGACUGGGAGAGGUGGCCCUUCUUGUGUGUAUAGAGCAGCAGUGCCCGACUGCCAGGCUGUGUAACCUGGUGUUCAUGCCGCCCUGGUUCUCCACUGUAGUCUACAAGACAUCUUGGGGCCAUGUCCAACUUGACAACUGCAACUUUGAGGGAGCCCAGCUGCAAAUCCGUGGCCCAGGAACAUGCCAGGCUCGCUUCUGCUCCUUUUCACAAGGCAGCUCUGCCCACUUGCUGGGUGUUGUCCUCAGUCUGUUUGACAGCUGUGACUUCUCAGGAAGUGACACAGCUUCAGUGACCGUUGAAGGCCCUCCAGUUUCAGAAAAAAACUGGGCUUGUAAACACUUGGUUGCCCUUACUAGGACGUUCCCAUCUUGUGGCGUGUCUGGGAGUUACAAUUGCUCUCCAUUUGAUGGCUCUACUGAUGGCCAGAAAAAACUUGGAACUAAUAUCAAAAAGGAGCCAGUAAGCCUGGAAGACUUCCAGAGGAGGACAGGGGUAGACCUGGUGUGUCAGGGAACAGUGAUUGAAGAUGGCUGGAGUGAUGAUGAACGCAGUGAGGGAGAGGAGGAGAACAAAGACAACACCAAAAACUUGAGUACAGGGGAUUACAAAAUCCAGUAUGACCAUCAUGGCCUUUCACAUUUGCUCAGACCUCGGCCAGAUGGCUCUCUGCCACUGACUUCAUCCCCGGAUCCUCCAUCUGCAACCCCUGAACCCCUCACUCUUCAGCAAGAAUUAGACAGGGACCCAGUGGCUCAGAUGUUGGUAGCAUCCACACUAGGCUGUAUCCUCAGACGCUGCCUCUUCAGGGAAGGAAAGGGUGGUGUGCAUUUGUCUAAUUACGGACAAGCUCGUUUGGAAGGCAAUGUUUUCCGUGGGCUGAACUAUGCAGUGCGCUGCAUCCAAAACUCCACAAUAGUGAUGCUGAGAAAUGAGGUGUGUGAGUGCCGUGCCUCAGGUGUGUUCCUGCGCCUUUCUGCUCAGGGUCUCAUUGCAGAAAACAAUAUCCACUCAAAUGGGGAGGCGGGUCUGGACAUCCGAAAAGGGGCUUACCCUAUCAUUUUGUGCAACAAAAUACAUAGUGGUCUGCGUUCAGGGGUUGUUGUCCUUGGCAAUGGAAAAGGUUCAAUUCGGAGCAACCAGAUCUUUAACAACAAGGAAGCGGGUGUAUAUAUUCUCUUCAGUGGGAAUCCUGUGGUUAGAGGGAAUCACAUCUUCCACGGCCAGGCGGCAGGAAUCGCCAUAAACGAGAAUGGAAGAGGAACAAUAACUGAAAAUGUAAUCAAAGCAAACCAGUGGGGAGGUGUAGACAUCCGGAGGGGAGGUGACCCAAUCUUGAGGAACAAUUACAUCUGUUAUGGAUAUUCAGACGGCGUUGUGGUGGGAGAGAGAGGCCGCGGUCUUAUUGAGGGAAACCAUGUCUACUGUAACAAAGGCUGUGGUGUGUGGGUUAUGUCAUCCAGUCUCCCACAGCUCCUGGGAAACUACAUUUCCCAUAACUGUAUGUACGGACUGGCCGUGUUCUGCAGGAAGGACCCGGAAAACAUUGAAGCCAGAGAGGGAAACUGGGCUGGACAGGAAAGGAUUGGUGGAGAAGAAGGCAGUGGAGAGAGGAGAGGGGUGGAGGGAGAAGGUAGAGAAGGGCAGGAGAACUUGAAUGAAGAGGGUGAACUGUUUGCGUGGGAGAGUGAUCUGGACAGUGAAGACGAGCGACAUUCUGCCCGUCGCUCUAUCAGUGUGGCUCUUGUGGAGAGCAACUGCAUAAACUACAAUGGAGCGGUUGGUCUGUACGUGAAGAGCAGUGAACCUCUUAAUGUUUUUGCUAACUUGGUAAACAGUAACCGUGGCACUGGCAUUGCUGUGCUGCAGAGCAGUCAGCUGACCCGGCUGGCCACAAACUGCAUUCUUGAAAAUGGUCAAGGUGGUGUUAUUGUGGAGAAGGACUGCAGAGUAGAGCUUCGUGGUAACGGCAUCUAUAAAAACAGUGGCCAUGGAGUCUCUUUCAGCGGUAAUGGGCAGGUGGUGGAGAAUGAUAUGGUUGGAAAUCGGGGUUAUGGGAUCCAAAUCUCUGGCAGCGCUGACAUCAAGGUGUUGCGAAACCGUGUCCAGCCUGCACAGAGCUGUGCCAUUGCUAUACUUGGGCUAGUUAAAGGGGUUGUCACUGACAAUCUCUUGUUUCAAGGCCAUCCAGGAAACAAAAAAUCCCUUCUACAUAUGGAUCCUGGUAAUGAUGGCUGUGUGCUGCGCAACAACAGUGUUCUAAGGCAUAAUAACAGCUGUACAGCCUCUCCUCCCUGGGUUUUGGAAAACCCUCCCCCUCGCCCACUGUCCAGCUCCCCUUCUGGCCUCUCCUCAUCACAAUAUCCUUCCCGACUUGGGAUUUCCAUGACGACCAGGAUCAGUGCCACUGUAGAAAGCGGUUGCCACAGUGGCAGCAUGUUCUGUUCCAUCCUGUGAAUGCUGGCAAGAACGUAGAGACAAAUUUUAAUGAGUCACAAUUUUGAAGGGGUGUAAAUCAAGUAAUGAAGCAUGCGGACCUUCCUCAGAGAAGCCCUUCUGAAGUGACUCCCUCCCUGGUGGAGGUGGAGUUUCUGUUCCAGGAUGCAGGAGGUGACUCUUAGUAAAACCCCUUAAGGGACAACCACCUUCAAGAGCGUUUGAGCCGUGCAGCAUUUUGUAAAUCUGAAAUCAGCCUUUUGUAAUUUUAUGAUGAAAGUCCUGUGCAUUCAUGUUAU
Cheilinus undulatus (humphead wrasse) is the source of this 3469-nucleotide messenger RNA. RefSeq names its product F-box protein 10 (gene fbxo10). Bases 258 to 3191 code for a protein of 977 amino acids. NCBI's taxonomy places the organism in Eukaryota, Metazoa, Chordata, Actinopteri, Labriformes, Labridae. Gene Ontology annotation, molecular function: protein binding. The transcript is spliced from 11 exons. The record is from RefSeq and is a predicted model, not a curated record. Gene Ontology annotation, biological process: protein ubiquitination; ubiquitin-dependent protein catabolic process; regulation of apoptotic process.